AUGGCAAGACUAAUGGAUAUAAUCUCAACCAUAUUGGUUUUGAUUACUGCAUGUGGAUCUCUAGAGAUUGCGUUCGGACAACAAUCAAAAUAUGACAUUGUUAUUGCGAAUUGCGAAAGGAGGAUUCCGAUAGAGCCUGCGCAAGAUUUAUAUGAUUACAUAUUCAAGAACAAAGAGUCUGUAAGCGAUGAAGUCUGUCAAGUUCUUGUGAAGGCUGGACAACCUUGUCAUGAUGUUCUCAUAAACGAAACUCUCAAAAGACCAGAGUUUAAAGGACUAGAAAUUGGAAUUCUGAAAAGGAGUGAUGAGAUUUGGAAGAAAUGCCUUUCUGUUGCUACAUGUGUGCCACAGAAUUAA
Messenger RNA from Tripterygium wilfordii, 357 nucleotides. RefSeq lists its product as uncharacterized. NCBI's taxonomy places the organism in Eukaryota, Viridiplantae, Streptophyta, Magnoliopsida, Celastrales, Celastraceae. The record is from RefSeq and is a predicted model, not a curated record. The coding region runs from base 1 to 357 and encodes 118 amino acids. The transcript has a single exon.